Plasmodium berghei ANKA is the source of this 1158-nucleotide messenger RNA. Its product is annotated as rRNA-processing protein EBP2, putative. Lineage: Eukaryota; Apicomplexa; Aconoidasida; Haemosporida; Plasmodiidae. The transcript has a single exon. Gene Ontology annotation, biological process: ribosomal large subunit biogenesis; rRNA processing. Gene Ontology annotation, cellular component: nuclear periphery; preribosome, large subunit precursor; nucleolus. The record is from RefSeq and is a predicted model, not a curated record. The coding region runs from base 1 to 1158 and encodes 385 amino acids.
AUGAAAGAUGACAACAUAAUGGACAUAGAGAAAAAGAAAAAAAAAUUAAAAAAAAAAAAGAAUGUCCUAAAGGAUAAUAAAAUAAACAUCUUAAAAAAUAAAAAAAUAAAAAAUUCAAUCCUAAGUAACAACGAUGAUAAUCAGUUUAUCAAACAAGCCAUGAAACAAAUAAAGUUACUGAAAAGUAAGAAAUCAAAAGAUGGGGUAAUUGUAAAUAAAAAAGUAAAAAAACAAAGCAAAUCUCAAAAAGUUGAUAAAAUAAGCAAACCAAAUGCAAUAAAUAAACUAAAGAAAAUAUUAUCAUACAACGACAGUAAUGUUAUGAAUAUAAAAAAUAUUUUAAAAAAAAAAAUGUUGAAAAAUUUAAGUCUAGAUGAUAAUAUUUACAUUGAUGAAAAGGAGGUAUCACCAAAGUUUAGUCAAAAUAAAAAACUUUUAAAAAAAAAAUUAAAAGAAAUAAAAAUAAAUGUAGAUAAUGAAAAUAAUGAAUGGUUGGAAAAAUUAGACCUGACAUGUUCAGAAAAUUUUUAUUUAAAAAAAAUAAAUCUUUUUGGAAAAUGUGAUAUAAGAGAAAAUGAAUUAAUAAAUUUUGCACACACAAAUGUCUUAAAAUGCUUACAAAAAUUACAAAAUUUAAAUAUUCCAUUUAAUAGACCAUAUGACUUUUUAGCAGAAAUGUUAAAAAGUGAUAUACAUAUGGAAAAGGUAAGAGCGCAUAUUUUAAAAAGUCAUGAAAUGUCUGAAAUUAAGGAAAAAAAUAAAUUAAAAAGACUUAAUAAAAAAUUUAAUAAAAAUGGUGGAUCAAUGAAAGUAUUAGAUCAAAAAAAAGCUAUUGAAAAAAAAAAAAAUCUUGCAAAAAUUGACGAACUUAAGAAUAAUCUAGAAAGUUUAAAUGUUCACGACUUUUUCCAAAAGCAUUCAAAAGAUGCUGAUCAAAAUAAUGUGAAAAAUAAAAAAACAAAAAAUAAACACAUUGAAAAGCACAAUAGUAAAAAUAAAGGCAAAACUAUGAGCAAAUCAAAAAAUAACUUUGAUAAAGAUACAAAAAAUAGCCAUCAAAAAUCAAUAAGUAGAUCAAAUAAAAUUAAGCAUAAAUUUUCGUCAAAGGGAAAGAAGGGAGGAAAAAAUCGAAAAAAGAAGAAAUUUAAGAGACGCUAA